Molecule: messenger RNA, 315 nt
Organism: Blastomyces gilchristii SLH14081
Lineage: Eukaryota; Fungi; Ascomycota; Eurotiomycetes; Onygenales; Ajellomycetaceae
Exons: 2
Coding region: 1-315 (104 amino acids)
Source: RefSeq, a predicted model, not a curated record
AUGAAAAACAAUCCCUGUUAUUUAUUAUCCGUCCGAGAAGUAUGUUCGGACGCUUGGCUUGCUUCAAUGUUUUUAUGUGCCUGUAUUAAUCGGUCUGUCGAAGUUAAUCUUAAGGCAUCAAUGUACCUUCAAUCAACUCUAACCACGUUUGAGAUUUACGCCACGCGGAACAAGAACAGUGGGAAAAAUGAGGGAUCCAGUGUUCCGACCCAUUGUGGAGCGAUAUGCAUGCACAACUUGAUGUUGUCUGUUCAGAUGGUGAUCUGUGCCAUUUCAGGUGUUCUCAAUGUGUUUUACAUAUUGAAUACUUCCUAG